AGAGUCGCAGACAACAUGAAUGUGGGCGCAAAUCCCAAAUCCCGGGCAUUAGCGGCCCGCGAACCUCGGUUGACGGAAGAAGUUGGUCGUUUAGGCGGACUACAUACGGCAAGCGCGGAGAUAUCUAUACUGUUAAGGGCUUGUGGAGAUCUCUGUGCUGCAAAGAUGGAGAUGGGUGGAUUCCUUCAACGCCAUUAUAAGCUGUUGCUCUUUGUUUUGCUCAUACAAUGGACUUGGCCUUCUCUUGAACCAGCAUGUGUGAACGGAUUUUACAGCAGCAGAUAUGGGCGGAGAGGUCCGUUUGGAAGUCGUUACAUUAUUGUGGAUAGCGAGGGACGAGGGCAUUUCGGGAGUGUCCAGGCAGCUGUCGAUUCUGUCAGACAUGGCAACAGAGAGCGGGUUACAAUAGAAAUUAGACCCGGUUCUUACACAGAGAAGGUGGUUGUUCCCCAAUCGAAGCCAUAUAUCACGUUGCAAGGCUGGGGAAAGGAACGUACGGUUAUUGAAUGGCAUAACAAAGCCAGUGAUGUUGGGCCAGAUGGGCAGGAGCUUCACACUUAUAAUACAGCUUCGGUUACUGUCCUGGCUAACCAUUUUUCUGCUAGGAACAUUACUUUCAAGAAUUCUGCUCCGGCGCCAUUACCAGGAAUGGAAGGAUGGCAGGCGGCAUCUUUCCGCAUAUCAGGAGACAAAGCUUACUUCCUUGGUUGUGCAUUCAUUGGCGCUCAAGACACUCUCUGCGACGAUGCAGGCCGCCAUUUCUUCAGAGAAUGUUAUAUUGAAGGCUCUAUCGAUUUCAUCUUCGGCGACGGCCAAUCUCUCUAUUAUAAAAGUGAGCUGCAUUCAGUGGCCCAAGUGUUCGGAUCUGUGGCAGCUCAGGACAGGCGGAGGCCAUACGAAAGAACAGGGUUCUCAUUUGUGCACUGUAAAGUAACUGGAAGAGGGCCCCUCUAUCUGGGGCGCGCCAUGGGUCAAUACUCCCGUAUUGUUUACGCUUAUUCAUACUUCGAGGACAUCAUAGCCGGGUGGGACGAUUGGGACCACCAGACCAGUAAAGACGGGGUAUUCUUCGGGAUGUAUAGAUGCUAUGGACCGGGUGCUCGAGCUGCCCGUCGUACUUCGUGGGCUCAUGAACUGACACCAUCGCAGGCCAAGCCAUUCCUUAUGAAGAGCUUUGUAAAUGGGUGGCAUUGGAUACCGGAGAAUUUUGAUUAGUGGGUGUGGGACUGUUGUUAGUCUGUCUCCCACUAUCUAUAGAAAAUAAAGUAAACCACCGAUUUCAAAAGCGGAUUGUUGAAUUUUUCUCUGUAACUUUUCUGGAGUUUAACGCCCAUGACUUGACAAAAUGAAUAGACCGUUAAUUUUCCCUUUGAUGUUGAAACGACCUUAAGGUUCUCUUUAGCGGCUCUCUUUUGUGGGAUUAGAAUCCCAAGCAGCAAGCAAAGUUUUAUUUUAUCUUAUUGGAUUGAAAAAUAUAUAUAUUAUCAUAGCUUUUUGGGACU
Messenger RNA from Cryptomeria japonica (Japanese cedar), 1502 nucleotides. RefSeq names its product probable pectinesterase 68. The record is from RefSeq and is a predicted model, not a curated record. The transcript has 5 exons. The coding region runs from base 16 to 1215 and encodes 399 amino acids. Gene Ontology annotation, biological process: cell wall modification. NCBI's taxonomy places the organism in Eukaryota, Viridiplantae, Streptophyta, Pinopsida, Cupressales, Cupressaceae. Gene Ontology annotation, molecular function: pectinesterase activity.